Messenger RNA from Chrysoperla carnea, 801 nucleotides. RefSeq lists its product as uncharacterized. Gene Ontology annotation, cellular component: BLOC-1 complex. The transcript is spliced from 3 exons. The record is from RefSeq and is a predicted model, not a curated record. Lineage: Eukaryota; Metazoa; Arthropoda; Insecta; Neuroptera; Chrysopidae. The coding region runs from base 105 to 575 and encodes 156 amino acids.
AAAAUCAUCAAGCAACAAAAAGUCAAAACAAAACACAUCCGCUUUUCAGCCAUAACCUAAACUCAAUUGUUUUUUGUUAUUGUUUUGUUAUUGUAAAUAUUAGAAUGUCGAAUAAAAAUAAAAAUUCGAGAAUAAUUUUAGGUGAAGCGUCCGAAUCAGAUAGUGAUAGUGAAUUUAAAGAAAAUAAAUCCACCAAAAAGAUUGAACCAGAAAAAAAAUCAACUGAAAUUCAACCAACAAAAAUUACCACUGAAGAACCAAGUAUUAAAAAAGAUUUGCAAGUACAAUCAGAAGUUGUACGAGAGAAUUUGGAUUUAUUAAAAAAGAAUGUAACAUUACGUUCAAAAAUCUGUACAAUGACAGAUCGUUUAAUCGAUGGUAUCCAAAAAGAAUUAACAACAUCCUCGAAAGAAAUUCUAAAGUCAGAGUUAACAUUACAAGAGACAAUUACAUCAUUGAACAUGCUACGAUAUAAUACACGACAAUUACAGAAUAAAUUAAGUACUACAAUUUCAUGUAAUUAUUUCCCACAUAUUGAAACUGUACCGACAUUUAAAAAUGAACCAUCGAUAUAAAUUACAAUAAAAACUCGUUAAGUUGUAAUAGACUUACUGAGUCGGAUUUCCACGUCUCCAGGUUUGAUCGAGAGACUCCAGAAAUUGUGUAGUUUCUACCGAAAACUCCCUACAAGGGACGAUUUCUCUUGAAUUUGAUUUUUCAGUAUGACUUAUUAAAAAAUUAUGAUAAAUUACAUUGGGAAAUCGAAACCAUCAGAGAAUACCGAUCGACUCGAAACACAUA